AUGGGCGCGCACGAGCGCGCGGACGGGCUCGGUCGCCGCGCGGGCGAGUGCGGGCGCUGGACCUGGACGCGGCCACCCGGGGCCACGGCAAGGGGGGAGGGUUCGCCGGCGUGGCAGCGGCGAGGCCACGGCAGGGCAGAAGGGGAGGAGCAGGGCGCCGGAGCGCCAGAGGUGGCCAUGGGCGUGGGGCGUCGCCUGCGCGUGGGGGAAGGAGGCCGCAGCGACGGGACAGGGGGCGGCCGGGGUGAGGCCACGACGGGCGCAAGCCUCGGCGGCCAGAGCGAAGGAGGGGGCCGCGGGGGCGCGGGCCGGCGGCCAGGUGCGGGUGUGCGCGACGGGGCAGAACGGGGCGAGGGCACGACACGGUGA
Molecule: messenger RNA, 369 nt
Organism: Aegilops tauschii subsp. strangulata
Lineage: Eukaryota; Viridiplantae; Streptophyta; Magnoliopsida; Poales; Poaceae
Source: RefSeq, a predicted model, not a curated record